AUGUUGGGGGGCUAUAGGCGUGCUUGUGGGUGCCGACUUGGGAGAGGGCGUGUGUCGGGCAAUGAAGGACGACCUAGGUGCACGAGUGAGGCCGUUGCAAGGGAGAAGGGUUCCGGUGUGGUGAUGGUUGUAGGUGAAGAGCAACAAGAUUAUAGUGAUGGCCGCAGGUGGGGGCGAGAGGGUCGUGGUGGAGCUGUGGGUGAGGGGGCUGGCGUGUAG
Dovyalis caffra is the source of this 219-nucleotide messenger RNA. Lineage: Eukaryota; Viridiplantae; Streptophyta; Magnoliopsida; Malpighiales; Salicaceae. The record is from the annotation of a GenBank genome assembly.